Empidonax traillii (willow flycatcher) is the source of this 1674-nucleotide messenger RNA. RefSeq names its product zona pellucida sperm-binding protein 4-like. Gene Ontology annotation, molecular function: acrosin binding; structural constituent of egg coat. The coding region runs from base 1 to 1674 and encodes 557 amino acids. Gene Ontology annotation, biological process: binding of sperm to zona pellucida; prevention of polyspermy. The record is from RefSeq and is a predicted model, not a curated record. NCBI's taxonomy places the organism in Eukaryota, Metazoa, Chordata, Aves, Passeriformes, Tyrannidae. Gene Ontology annotation, cellular component: egg coat. The transcript is spliced from 12 exons.
AUGGGUGUUGUAGGGCAGUCUGAGGCUGUAUUGGGUGCUAUGCUUUUCUGGGUGUUUCUUGGUCCCCUGGCUUUGGUUGUGGGUGCUAGUGGUAGUGUUUUUUCUGAUCCUACCCUAUUGACUUGUGGCCCAGAAAGCUUCCAGCUCACCUUACCUCUGGGCUGGGAAGGGAAUGCUUCAUUAUUGCUGACUACUUGGGAUACUGAGGGGAAGGCACAUGCUCUGCAGAAUGACUCUGACUGUGGGCUGUUGGUAUCUGGGACUCCAGAUGGCUCCAGGAAAGUACUGGUUUCUUAUACUGGCUGUUAUAUCCUUGAAUGGGAUGGCCAUUACCUUCUACUGGUUGGACUUGAAGGAACAGAUGCCACUGGGCAAAAGGUUCUUCAUGAAGAGACGCUGCUCAGGUGCCCUGUGGACGUUCCUGCCCUAGAUGCUCCAAGCAGUGGUUUCUGUUCGGCCGUUCCCAGCCAGGACCGGCUGCCGUGUGCCUCCUUGCCUGUCAGCCAGGGAAACUGUGAAGCGCAAGGCUGCUGCUAUGACCCUAGAGACAGGGUAAAUCCUUGCUACUUUGGAAACACAGUGACAGCUCAUUGCACAGCAGAUGGCCAGUUUUCCAUUGCUGUUUCUCGGGAUGUGACCCUGCCACCCAUUGUCCUGGACUCGGUGCAACUGGCCAGUGGACACAGUACUGGCUGUGUUCCUACUGUGAAAAACAAUGCAUUUGUAGUGUACCGGUUCCCACUCUCUGCCUGUGGCACCACUGUUCAGGUGACUGGAGACCAGGCCAUAUAUGAGAAUGAGUUGGUGGCAUCCAGGGAUGUGAAGACUGCAAGCCUUGGCUCUGUCACUAGGGAUAGCACUUUCAGGUUACAUGUGCGAUGUAGUUAUUCCAUCAGUGGGAGCUCCAUUCCCUUGAGUGUUCAGGUCUUCACAUUGCCACCACUCCCUGCUGUGUCCCAGCCAGGUCCUCUGUCCUUGGAGCUGCGUGUUGCCUCAGAUGGAAGCUAUACUUCCUACUAUACUGACAGUGACUAUCCUGUUGUGAAGACUCUGAGAGACCCUGUUUAUGCAGAAGUCAAGGUCCUUCAGAGAACAGACCCAGACCUGAUUUUAGUUCUGCACCACUGCUGGGCCACACCAAGUACCAAUGCCCAGCAACAGAUGCAGUGGCCAGUUUUGGUGGAUGGGUGCCCUUAUGCAGGGGACAACUAUGAGACACAACUGGUACCUCUGAGUUUUGCCUCAGGACUACAGUUCCCCUCUCACUACCAGCGUUUCACCCUCUACACCUUCACCUUUGUGGACGCUGCUUCCCAAGAGAAGCUCUCUGGGCUGGUGUACCUUCACUGCAGUGCUUCAGUGUGCCACCGGUCUGUACAGGAAUCCUGCACCACCCCUUGUCCUGCUAGAGCCAGGGGUAAAAGGAGCACUGAGCAUCACUUUCAGGAAGGUGCCUCCCACGUCUCUAGCAAAGGCCCUGUGAUUUUCCUCCCGGAUGAGUUAAGAUGGGACACAGCGAAGGAUGGCCUUGGAGCAGCUGUGCACGCUGCAGCCCCCUGGGCUCUGGCCUUUGCUGCUGUGGGAAUUGGGGCAGUUCUGUGCAUGGUCCUCGUAGCUGUUGUGCUGUGGCAAAGGAAGGUGUCAGCAAGGUGUGAAAUCAAUGGAUUGCAAUAA